Molecule: messenger RNA, 661 nt
Organism: Setaria italica (foxtail millet)
Lineage: Eukaryota; Viridiplantae; Streptophyta; Magnoliopsida; Poales; Poaceae
Product: gibberellin-regulated protein 2-like
Exons: 3
Coding region: 174-509 (111 amino acids)
Source: RefSeq, a predicted model, not a curated record
UGCAUUGCAUCUGCCACCUACCGCUCUGCUUGUAUUAUUUGCUCCCAUUCAUUGCUGCCCCAAUUCACAGCAUAUGCACCAUAUAGAUAGAGAGGAAGGGAAGAGGAGUGUGCCCCUGCCUAAACCCUUGCUGAAUCCUUGCUAGCCAGGCCACCAGAUACAAGUGAAGCAGCAUGAAGAAGCAGCAGCAGAUCCUCUUCCUCGUCGUCGUCUUCAUCCUCAUGGUGGUGCUUGCUGAUGAUGAUCUAAAGCAGCUGCAGGUGAAGCAGCAACUCUGGAGCACCAGCAGAUCCCUGCUCCAGCAGGCUCCUCCAAAGAUAGACUGCCCGUCGGCGUGCGUGGUGCGGUGCGCCAACAAUUGGAAGAACGAGAUGUGCAACAAGAUGUGCAACGUCUGCUGCAACCACUGCAGCUGCGUGCCCCCGGGCACCGGACAGGACACCCGCCACCUCUGCCCCUGCUACGACACCAUGGUCAACCCUCACACCAAGAAGCUCAAGUGCCCCUAAUGUACCACAUGACAUGAGAAAGAAAGAAACAAGAUGCAUCAGCAUCUUGCUUGCUAUAUAUGGAUAGCAGCAAUCUCUGCAGUGCUUGCUACAUAUGCUUCAUCAUGUUCUAUAUAUUGUAUAUCAAUAAAUAAACAGACUCAUCAUGAUCA